Molecule: messenger RNA, 725 nt
Organism: Drosophila ananassae
Lineage: Eukaryota; Metazoa; Arthropoda; Insecta; Diptera; Drosophilidae
Product: NADH-quinone oxidoreductase subunit B 1
Exons: 1
Coding region: 45-683 (212 amino acids)
Biological process (GO): aerobic respiration; mitochondrial respiratory chain complex I assembly; electron transport coupled proton transport
Molecular function (GO): NADH dehydrogenase (ubiquinone) activity; 4 iron, 4 sulfur cluster binding; quinone binding
Source: RefSeq, a predicted model, not a curated record
UAGUUUUUUGGUUAUAAUAAUAUAUUAAUAAAUCCCGAAGGACAAUGCAUCUGUGCAGUAGGAGCUUAAAAAUAUUUGGAAAUGGAUCCAAGCUGCUAGUGGUUUCCCAAGGAGGGGCACUCCCACUACGUACGCAGAAGACUCUGCCAGUUUAUGAGAAAAAUUUUGGCCUCGAAAAAGCAAAAUACUCACCAUUUGGAGGAAACCAAUCAUCUACGGGCGAGUGGGCGGUGGCCAGAUUGGAUGACCUGGUGAACUGGAGCCGCAAGGGUUCCAUUUGGCCAAUGACUUUCGGCCUGGCCUGCUGUGCGGUGGAGAUGAUGCACUUCGCCGCUCCCAGAUACGACAUGGAUCGCUAUGGUGUCCUCUUCCGGGAAUCUCCUAGGCAGGCGGAUUGCAUGAUUGUGGCGGGAACUCUGACCAAUAAAAUGGCUCCGGCUUUGAGGAAGGUUUACGACGAAAUGCCCGAUCCAAGGUGGGUCAUUUCAAUGGGCAGUUGCGCCAACGGAGGAGGCUACUAUCACUACUCCUACUCGGUGGUGCGUGGCUGUGAUCGGAUUGUUCCGGUGGAUAUAUAUGUUCCGGGAUGCCCGCCAACAGCGGAGGCUCUCAUGUACGGCGUACUGCAGCUCCAGAAGAAAAUAAAGCGGAUAAAAACGGUUCAGAUGUGGUACAGAAAGUAAUUUUCUUGCUUUUUAAUAAAACAUUCGUUGUUCAUACACUUA